Molecule: messenger RNA, 270 nt
Organism: Staurois parvus
Lineage: Eukaryota; Metazoa; Chordata; Amphibia; Anura; Ranidae
Source: the annotation of a GenBank genome assembly
AUCAGGGGCGGACUGACCAUUUGGAAACUCGAGAAACUUUGGUCAGUAGGGGGCCCCAUAAGAUGCCUGGUACCUUUUUCAUAGGCUUUUUUGAGUUUUGGGCAAGGACACAGGGGCCCCAUGAUUCCCUAUUGCCCGGGGGCCCCAUGAGUUGUCAGGCCACCCCUGUUUCCAAAUGGAUGACUGAACUUCUGUGCAUGUAAAAGUGACAUCAUCCUGGCCUGGCCAAAAAAAACAUCAUCCUGGCCAGGCUGAAGAUAUCAGUGGCCA